Rhipicephalus sanguineus (brown dog tick) is the source of this 3703-nucleotide messenger RNA. RefSeq lists its product as uncharacterized. Lineage: Eukaryota; Metazoa; Arthropoda; Arachnida; Ixodida; Ixodidae. The transcript is spliced from 14 exons. The record is from RefSeq and is a predicted model, not a curated record. Bases 49 to 3336 code for a protein of 1095 amino acids.
UGCCUUAUCGUGCGAUAUCGGCACGAGCAACGCGCUCACAUUAAGCGCAUGCGGUGUUGCAGCGGCAACUUUUGUCGGCCGACGCCCGGCUGUCCACCCACGGGCGAUCAGCAGCAGCAGCGGCCUCUGCAGCCGAGGCGAUUCUACACCGGCGACAUAUCGGACGCGUACGACGAGACGUGCAACUUCUGGAACUUCCUGGACCAAGAACUGGAGCCCAAGCAAGACAUAAAGGUCGAGCCGAGGUCUCCCUGCUGGCCCGAGGCUGACUCUACUUCGUGCUCUCCGUACGGCACGGCUGGCUCGUACUGCCCACCGGCGGCGAGCCUCGAGCAUCAGGAGAGUUUCCGAUACGACGAACCAAGAGCGCCUGUCAACGUGGACUCCUCCACGAUGACGAGCUGCUGCUACUACGAGCUCCAGCCGCUACAGCCGCCGCCACCACCGCCUCCACAGACGAACACCCACAGGGACUCGCUGAUGUGCUCCUCGCCCAAUCACUGGCCGAUGGACCUGUCUGUACGGCUGGGCGCCACUGAUCCGUACUACCCCUGCCAGUACCCGACUCCGCAAAGGCUCCACUCCGCCGAUGUAGACUGGAACCAGCAGCCUCAGCAGCAGCAGCAUCAGUUCGUCGAUAAUGGCGCCGCUCGAGUACCGUCCAUGAGCCGACGCACUUCGUUUUCGGCCUUUGACGACGGGCUCAAAUCAACCGCCGGAGGCUUCUACUCGAACCAGGCCUGGCACGGACAAGAAGGCAUGGUUUCUCCCGUCUCCAGUGAUGCUCCCGAGGUGCCGCUCUCUCCGACCGGCGCUUUCCUGAAGCGCUUCCCAUACGUCGGUCCACGAGACGAUCUCAUGGCAACGUCACUUCCGCCCGCGCCACCGCCGACGCCGUUGCCCGCGCUGCCCUCAAACACGUCGCCUCAUCUAGCUUCGGGAUCUCAAGCGCCGGACGGCUCCAGGAUCUACUAUCGUAACGGUUCCCCGACGGAAGCUUGCAGUCAAGCGUCCAAUGGCGCACAGAGCCGAGCCUACCAAGGGCCUCCGUCGCCGCCAGCGACCAUGACGACGCUGCUGUCCGCUGUCCAACAGAAGCAGCAGCAAGUGAGUGCCAGUGUCGCUGCCUACCACCAGAGGCCACGCAGCAUGUACGAGAGGUCCUUCGUGCAAGUGCAGAAGAGCACCAGGGUUCGACCGGCGGCGCUCACCACGCACACCCUGGUCACCCUGAGCCCUCGCUCCUCCGCCGGGACUCCGACGGCCACGAGCUACGCGCCGCGCUUCGUCGGGACCCCAACGUAUUACAACGCUUUCAAGCCUCUGCCUACGGUCAACCAGGUGUCUCCCCGGCCCGGUACGAUCACCGUUUCUACCGCUUCUCAUCCUUCGUCGAGCCCGCAGCAGCAGGCAGUGCAAGCGACUGGCGAGGGUCAUCAGCAGCCGCAGCCGCAUCAGCAACAGUUUCGCUUUCCCAAGUCCCACCUUACCCUGUUGCUGACGCCUACCGUCAGGCACGGCACCCUGCCUGCGGUACCCGGUAUCAACCUGCCCGCCGCGGCCCCUGCCUCCAUUCUGAUCCACUCGCAACCCGCCGGACAGUUCCGAUACCCGUUGGCCGCAGCCACCGGACUGGCCCAGGUCGGUCGCUUCCAGACUACGCAGGCCUCCACAUCCACUUCGGCGAUGCCCGACUCGGCGACCAAGCCCCGCAAGACAGCUGCCGAACGGUCUCACCCGGCUGUCAACUACGCGCUGCGUUCUCUGAAGAUUGGACCUUUCCUGCUGCAAGCGGACGACCCUGAGACGAACCUGGGCUACAAGUUCAAAAUCAUCUUCAGUAAGAGGCGCUUUAUGUACGAGUUCGAGAGCUUGCCAUCCUCUGAGGACGGUGGUAUGCGGCUGUCCUGCGUCAUCGUGCCCUUCCAGUCGCUGCAGUCGCUGCGCUGCGAGGAUGACUACAUCCUUAUCCAGGUACAUUCGAGACCCGUCAUGUUCCUGGGCCGGCGCACCACCCCUUCGAGCAAGAAAGGCAGCGGCGCCAGCGCCACAGGCACGUCGUCCCUCUCCGAUCACCUGGAGCUCCAUCCCGUGCACAAGAUUCAGCUGAACACCACCGACGUGGUUCGGAUCCGCCACCUGCUGUGGGAGUUCAACCCGCGCUUUCACGAGCUCAUGCUGCGACGAAUCAGCGACGUCGACACCAAGCUUGACGAGCCCCUUCCUCCGUACGGGGCACCUGGUAGAGCCGCCUGGCGACACGAGGUGGCCAAGGCCAACAAGGCUGCCAAGAAGACCCCCGUGGGUCGACGCCGCGGCAUGGUGGCCCGGAACAGGGCUGUGGUCGCUGCAGCAGGACAUCCCGGCGCCACAGCUGCCGGUCGUCUGGCGGGGGCGUCGUCGCUGGUGCCCUUCUCGGUGUCCUCGACGGAGUCGGGUGCGCCGUCGAGUUCCUCCACGUGCGCAUGCCGCGUCAGCUGCCGCGUGGCGCGUUGCUCGUGCGCCAAGGCCCGCACCCGCUGCGACCCAGCCCGCUGCGCCUGCCUGGCCUGUGACAACCCCUUGAACCUGCUGGAGGCCGUGGGCAUACCACUCCGUGAUGCCCAGGCGGACCCGUGCCUUAUGCAAGCAGUCUUCCAGGUGUCGGACCUACCGUGGUACCUGUGCCAGCAGGUGCGCCUCAACUGUUGCCCGGAAUCCGUGAUGGUGCGAGAGUGCAUCCCGGGCCCCAUGCCGUGCCCGCGGUGUGGACACGCUGCACAAUACUCGUGGUGCGCCAACACGCUCUUCCACGGCUCCACCAACCACUGCGCGGUGUGUGUGCGAUGCAACCUUUUCGCCGGCGAGCACUGCCAGGUCUGCAACUGCUGCUACUACUACAGCGGCAACAACAAGAACUGUCCCCGAUGUCGGCGCGCUGAGGGAAUGCAGAUCGUUCAGAGGCAGGCGUCGGAGACGGCGGCUGCGGCGACCGUGAAGACGGUGCAGGUGCUGACCAUCCAGACCUUUGCCGGAAACCAGCAGAAAACUCAGGCGGAGAAGUCGCGAUCUCCGACCGUACUGCCGGCGAUUGAAGCACCCCCUCCACAGACUCCAGUACUGGACGCUGCACAGGCCCCCGAGAGCGCGGCCCUAGUCGUGGAGGAGCCGCAAGAUUCCAACGCCGAUCCGGAACUCGUGGUCCAAGAGGUUGUGCCAGCAGUCUCUGACAAUGGCGGCGCUGACGAACCCGUUGUGACUGGCGUAAUCGCAGCGGAUGACAAGGCGGAAGUAAUCUGCGUCAAAAGCGAACCCGAGGACAGAGACGGCGCUGCUCCGCUCGUCGUCGACAUUUAAUUUAAAGAUACAGGUGCACGGCACGUGUAUCAAGAAAGGGAUUACUAAUGGGUGCCCAAUAGUAGACGCCCAAUAGUAAUUGCUUGAACAAGCUGCCCUUCAAUUUGCACCUGGAAAUAGCUCAUUGAAAUAGUUUAUGUCGUAAGGAUAAUGUUGGCUGCUCAGAACCGUUCACGUCUCGUUGGCAGUUAUUUUAGGUUGUUCUCUGGCGCUACGUGUUUUGAGAAGGAACUUGAACUUGAAAAGGGAUGUCAGAGCGAGGCCUUCGAGAUAAGCGGCGUACUUUACUAAAGCAUAGGGUACUGCGAGAAUUCGGCUCUGAAAGUGUAUCCGAGGAUAGAAUGGCGGCCACGUUAAACCCAGAAAC